AUGUUUGCCGAUUGGUUGCAAUACCGUUGGGAUCUAUUGAUAACAACAUGGUUUGAUAACAAUUUGUUUGCAAUGGCUUUUUACGGUACAUUAGGUAUCGUCUACUGUAUGUUUUGGACAGUUGGCCUAUUCUACCUGUUUGUCGAUAUAACCGGCCGACCAGGUUUUCUAAUAAAAUAUAAGAUCCAAGAGCCGUAUACUCCCAUAUCGAAAUCUGUAUUACUAGAUUUAAUUGGACAGGUAUUAUUCAAUCAGAUAGUGGUAAUGGUGCCAUUGUUUUAUUUGUUAGCCCGUGCUCUCGAGUGGCGCCAGAUUCCUACCGGACAGUUACCAUCACUGGCCCGUAUUGUAGCCGAUUUUAUCGGUUUUGUGGCUGUCAACGAGAUUGGCUUUUACUAUACGCACCGACUUGUCCACUACGGACCACUCUAUCGUUUGAUACAGGAUCAUCGAUGGCAGGCACCGGUAGCCAUAAGUUCGUUUUACUGUCAUCCGAUUGAACACGUAUUCAGUAAUAUUAUGCCAGUGUUUAUGGGUCCAUUUGUGAUGAACUCACACAUAUUAAUUCAAUGGUUAUGGUAUGGGACGGCUGUAUUUGUCUCACUCACCCAUCACUCUGGCUAUCAUUUUCCGUGUAUGAUAUCAUCGGAAUAUCACGACUAUCACCACUUGAAAUUCAAUCAAAACUUCGGUACGAUUGGUCUAUUGGAUUGGAUUCACGGCACUAACAAUGAGUUUUACAAAUCAAUUGCCUAUAAGAGACACCGGGUUUUCAUGAGCUGCCAAUCAAUCAAACAAUUAUAUCCCGAUGAGAGUCAAAAUAUUACUAUAGUCAACUGUAUGUAUUGGACAGUUGGCCUAUUCUAUCUGUUUGUCGAUAUGACCGGCCGACCAGGUUUUCUAUUGAAAUACAAGAUCCAGGAGUCGUAUACUCCUAUAUCGAAAUCUGUAUUACUAGAUUUGAUUGGACAGGUAUUAUUCAAUCAGAUACUGGUAAUGGUGCCAUCACUUUAUUUGUUAUCCAGUGUUUUCGAGUGGCGCCAGUUUCCCACAGGACAGUUGCCAUCACUGGCCCGUAUUGUAGCCGAUUUUAUCGUCUUUGUGUUUGUUAUGGAGAUAUUCCAAUACUAUACUCAUCGACUACUACACUACGGACCACUCUAUCGUUUGGUACAUAAGCGCCAUCAUCGAUGGCAGACACCGGUAGCCAUCAGUUCGCUUUACUGUCAUCCGAUUGAACUCAUGUUCAACAAUACUAUACCAGUGUUUAUGGGUCCAUUUCUAAUGAAAUCACAUAUAUUAACUCAAUGGUUAUGGUAUGGGUUUAUUAUAUUUGUAACACUAGCCGAUCACUCUGGCUAUCAUUUUCCGUGUAUGAUAUCAACGGAAUAUCACUACUAUUACCACUUGAAUUUCACUCAAAACUUGGGUGCGUUUGGUCUAUUGGAUUGGAUUCACGGCACUGGCAAUGAAUUUUAUAAAUCAAUGGCCUAUAAGAGACACCGGUUUGACUUUCAUCGGGAUAUAACUGUUUGA
This is a messenger RNA of Oppia nitens, 1536 nucleotides long. Its product is annotated as fatty acid hydroxylase domain-containing protein 2-like. The coding region runs from base 1 to 1536 and encodes 511 amino acids. Lineage: Eukaryota; Metazoa; Arthropoda; Arachnida; Sarcoptiformes; Oppiidae. Gene Ontology annotation, biological process: sterol biosynthetic process. The record is from RefSeq and is a predicted model, not a curated record. Gene Ontology annotation, molecular function: C-4 methylsterol oxidase activity; iron ion binding. The transcript has 9 exons.